Molecule: messenger RNA, 2010 nt
Organism: Penicillium waksmanii
Lineage: Eukaryota; Fungi; Ascomycota; Eurotiomycetes; Eurotiales; Aspergillaceae
Product: fungal specific transcription factor domain-containing protein
Exons: 3
Coding region: 1-2010 (669 amino acids)
Biological process (GO): DNA-templated transcription
Molecular function (GO): zinc ion binding; DNA binding
Source: RefSeq, a predicted model, not a curated record
AUGCGAAGUUUCCACUACUCUCCGAAGGAAGACCAAAGUGCGAGGCGUCUAGAGCAGCUUCAGCUAGAGCUGGCGAAAUAUCAGCAGUUACUUCAAUCAGAGAAAGACCGAAAUGACCUCCUACAAGAGGAUAUAUCCCGUCGAGAGCGGACCAGGAUACCGGAGGAUGUAAUCGCUCUCGGACCAGCCGAAACAGCCGUAACCCACAAUGCUGAACGGCGUUCGACUGAUGAUUCGGCAUAUGUGAUUAAGCACAUGGGCCGUCUUGUUCACGACGAAAAUGGCGUCGGUCGAUUUGCAGGCUCAACUACCGGUGUUCAUUUUGUUCUCAGUGUGGAGAAAGAAUGCCAGAAGACAUUGAAUCUUUCUUGCGGAUUCCCAGAAAGUUGUUUCCGCCUCUUUUUGAUUCCACCAUCUCCCACGGUACCCACGAUUGCCACAGAAAGCCCAUCAGAAUAUCAAAAUUGGAUAUCUGAAUGUGUUCAUUAUCCAUUGGCUUACUACCAUGAGCAAGCCGACUUAUUCAUGAAGAAUUGGGAGGCGUUUUGUCCUGUUCUAGUUCGGACCGAAAUUUUGGCAGACAUUGAUUAUAUGAUAGGACUACUAGCCGACCUCAGAUAUACUCCGAAGCCCAACCCAGCGACAGCACUGACGCUCUUGAUGAUUCAUUGUAUAAAUGACUUACAAAACAACCAAAAGGAGCCAGAAUAUCCCUUAAGACCCAGCCGCGAACGGUAUCUAUCCUUGGCCAGUAGUAUGAUUGACGAGGUAGCCGCAAAAGGGGAUAUGAGAAGCUUACAAGCAUUGGUGCUCUUCGGCUUUUGCAGUCAAUUGAGUGGUGACUGUCUUGCGAUGACAAGGAUUAAUGGCUUGAUGGUCAGCAUUUCCCAGUCACUGGGCCUCCAUCGCCAUGCUAGACGCUUCAAAUUGAAACCCGGCGAAAUUGAGCUUCGGAAGCGCGUUUGGUGGUAUGUCUACGUUUUCGACAGCAUGACAUCUCUGCUUCACGGAAUUCCGGCUUUGAUAAAUGACGUGGAUGUGGAUAAUGACUUGCCUUCGGACUGCUAUCUUCUCGGCUUGGAUUCUGCAGACAUCUCCCACCCUCUGCCUGGUGAGAAUACCGCAGUUUUUGUCUUCAUCCAAUAUGUGCGCAUUGGUAAAAUAUUUUCGCGGAUUCGUGAAAUGCUUUACACGACUACCAAACGUCGAAACGGCGCGGCCAAAAUCAAGGAGUUGGAUCUCGAUCUGCAUAUGUGGAGUCAAAGUCUAAAAGCACAUGGCAUCCAAAUUGAAAUUGGGACUCUGCCAACAAUAAAUCCACCCGAAGGUGCUGGGAAAGGAGUUGAAAGAACGACACUAUGGCUUCAACUGCUAGCAAAUAUUGCAAUGGUCUUCACACACCGACCAGGCCUGUCUUUUGACGAGAGCACGCCUCAGUUUGCAAACUGCCUUCGAGCAUGCGUGGCGUCUAGUAGCGCUGGCUUAGCUUUGCUCGAAAACACGCAUGUACCACGAUGGUUACAAAAUUUGAGCAUGAUGAGCCCUGGAGUGGUAUUCCAGUCCGCUUUGAUGCAUGUUCAUUUCCAAUGCCAGUCAUCCACCGUCAAUCUCGAGGGGGACCCGUCUUUGGAAACUAGCCUCGAUUUCAUUUUGAAGGGAAGAUCUGUACUUGAGAAACAUAUUAUUCUCAAUACCCAGGUGCCUGAUUCUCGGCACUCUAUUUAUCACGAGUCCAUCUCUGAGGUCAUGGGGGUUUUGGACCUGCUACACUCCCUGCUGGUAGAGAAAAGGCAAAUCCAGGCGGACACAGGGUCCUUGCCGAACCAUGAUAUCCUGGGCGACCCUCCUGUAUUCUUUGACGAACUUAAUUGGGGAACGGAAGCCCUAGAUGUAUUGAACUAUGUUACCGCGACUGACUGGGCCUACGACAUUCCAGGGCCGUUCAUGGGAUACCCAGAGCUCGACGCACCGGAAGUGAUGAUGGAAAACACCCACCUAGAGCCUAGUUGA